AUGGCUGAGUCGUCUCGUGGAGACAGUAUUCGUGUAGCAAAAACAUCUCGUUUACGUAAAUGUACAAAAUAUGUUAAACGACGUUUACCAUCAUCGAUUGCUUGGCUCAUCUUACUUGGUCUGUCUGCAGUUUAUUUCAUCUUUGUCUGUCCGUAUGUGACACGACACGUUUCACUUGUCAUACCCAUUCUUCAGUCGAUUGUUCUUCUCUUCGCCAUUAUGAACUUUUUACUUGCCACAUUUAUGGAUCCUGGCAGAUAUGAGAAAGCAACACAUGAUGAAAAUGAUCAAGAUGAAACCACAUUUUAUAAAACAGUCGAAAUUUGCGGCACAAAUGGUCGAAUGAAAUGGUGUCAAACAUGUCAAUUUUACCGUCCACCGAGAUGUUCACACUGUUCGGUUUGUGAUUAUUGCAUUGAUCAAUUUGAUCAUCAUUGUCCAUGGCUAAAUAAUUGCGUUGGACGUCGUAAUUAUCGUUAUUUUUUUCAAUUUUUAUGUUAUUGUAUGUUGCAUAUGUUCAAUGUGUUCAGUUUUACACUUUAUUUUUUUAUUAUACACGGUCGAUUUCAUUUGACAUCGAUAUCAACUAUCUUCUCGCUUAUCCUUCUUAUAUUUAUUAUGUUAUUUACUAUACCUAUUUCUGGUCUCACUGGUUUUCAUAUUGUUCUUAUUUGUCGUGGACGAACAACGAACGAACAAGUGACGGGAAAAUUUAAAAAUCAUACAAAUCCAUUCGAUGAAAGUUGUUGUACAAAUUGGUUAAAAACACUUAUCAGUUCAAAUAUACCAAAGCGUGCUGUUAGAAGAAAAUCACUUACUCCCUCAGUAGCUCCACAGGUAAAAAAAUCUCGUACGAUCGUCUAUGAACACUCAAAUCUUAACAAAAAGCCUCAGCCACAAACAUUAUACGUGCCACCAACGUCGAACAACAAUGGAAACAUGACAAAAACUAAAUCGACUAUAGUGAAUGGUGAUCCACAUUUACUUGGUUUAAAGAUUAGCCAUUUACAACGUCAACCGUCUUCGUCCACUACUCGUCGUAUCAACACUCAUUAUCAUCAUCAUCAGCCGCGUAAACUUCAACGUCACAAUUAUCGUCUCACUCGUCUGACAGACAGUAAUCCCGUAAUUAAUGGUCUUUCAACAAGUGGUAAUUACAAAUCAACACAAAUACCGUCUAGUGCUAUCGAUAUUCCAACAGUCAUGUACUUUCCACCACCAUCAGUAAAAUUAGUUCAAAAACGUGAAGAACAACAAGUAAUACAACGGAAUAGUCAAGAACAGAUACUCUCACCAACUAAUUAUUAUUCAACACAAAAUGUUCAACGUUACAUUGAUUCGAGUGGAACAGUAAGUGGAGGUGAACAAGGACAAACACAACUAGAAUUGAGCUUCCAAGCGUAG
Messenger RNA from Didymodactylos carnosus, 1404 nucleotides. NCBI's taxonomy places the organism in Eukaryota, Metazoa, Rotifera, Eurotatoria, Philodinida, Philodinidae. The record is from the annotation of a GenBank genome assembly.